AUGGAGACUGAAGAGUGGGAGCAACUCAUGAGCCAGGAGGGUGAGUACUUAGGGGAAACAUACCAGGCCAUCUAUUCUGACUUACUCAAGUUGCAGCCAAUGGACAUGGAGGAAGAACCAACUGAAAUAUACUUCUCAGUAUCUGGCCAACACUACUCCAAAAACACUAGUGCAGUUACAUGUAAUCAGACGGAAAGUGAUUUAAUGGACGGAACCACUGCAGACCAGUUGCUUGCUAAGGAGAUUGGUGCCUACCUUAAACAACAAGAUGUCGAUCCAGAUACCGUUCAUACCGUCACUGCAACACACUCACUCACCACUAACACCUCAAUGUCCGAUGCUGAAUGGUAUCUGCAGAACUUUGAACUAGCUCCAUAUCAGAUGGAAAGUGAUUUAAAGCACGGAACCGCUACAGACCAGUUGCAUGCUAAGGAGAGUGGUGCCUACCUUAAACAGGAAGCUGUCGAUCCAGAUAUGGUCCAUGCCAUCACUGCAACAGAAAGUCAUUUAACGCACAGAACCACUACAGACCAGUUGCUUGCUAAGGGGAGUGGUGCCUACCUUAAACAGGAAGCUGUCAAUCCAGAUACAGUCCAUACUGUCACUGCAACACACUCAGUCACCACGAACACUUUUUUGUCCAGUAAUGAAUGGUUGUUGCAGAACUUUGAAUUUUCUCCAAAUUUGAGACUUCCUUGUUCUACAAUGUACAAACUUUACCUGCAUCAUUGUAACAAAGACAAAUUAAAACCUCUUAGUCGAUCAUUGCUAGGGAAGGUGAUCAGAAGUGUUUUUUCUCAUGUGAAAAAGAGAAGACUUGGUAAAAGGGGUAAUAAGAAGUCCCACUAUUGUGGAAUCUGCCUAAUUCCUGGAUCAGCAGUGAGUAAACUGGCAGAAGAAGAGGACUUAGUUGAUUGCCAGAAAAAACCAGUGAGACGCCAUAAAUUCUGGUCCCGCUCAGGUGUCAGUGGGACUGGCAUUCUGAAAACAGGAAACAAACAUGAGGAAAAUGCAAACAGUUCAGUCGGCUUGUGUCACUUCCCUCCAUUACAACAGGAUCCUCACCCACACCUGUAUCCAGGUGACCUACCAGAAGCAGUACCUGACUUUCCAGAUAUAGAAUUCAUUCUAGUCCUACCUGAGAACUGCACAUGGGAGAUCUGGACACCUUUCAUCGUAUCUACAUAG
This is a messenger RNA of Cryptotermes secundus, 1188 nucleotides long. Its product is annotated as transcription factor RFX3-like. The transcript has a single exon. Gene Ontology annotation, biological process: regulation of transcription by RNA polymerase II. The coding region runs from base 1 to 1188 and encodes 395 amino acids. NCBI's taxonomy places the organism in Eukaryota, Metazoa, Arthropoda, Insecta, Blattodea, Kalotermitidae. The record is from RefSeq and is a predicted model, not a curated record. Gene Ontology annotation, molecular function: RNA polymerase II cis-regulatory region sequence-specific DNA binding; DNA-binding transcription factor activity, RNA polymerase II-specific.